Camelina sativa (false flax) is the source of this 1244-nucleotide messenger RNA. Its product is annotated as serine/threonine-protein kinase ZRK7. Gene Ontology annotation, biological process: protein phosphorylation; cell surface receptor signaling pathway. Gene Ontology annotation, cellular component: plasma membrane. Gene Ontology annotation, molecular function: protein serine/threonine kinase activity; ATP binding. NCBI's taxonomy places the organism in Eukaryota, Viridiplantae, Streptophyta, Magnoliopsida, Brassicales, Brassicaceae. The record is from RefSeq and is a predicted model, not a curated record.
GUUUCUAUCGUCUCUUUCUUUCUUUUCAUUAUUUCUUGCGUCCUUUCCUUCACAAGAUGAUCUUUAACCUCAAUUUGUGAAUUCAGAGAUGUUGUGCCCGUCAAGGAGGAAACAGAAGAAACAACAAAAGAUCAAUUUCCAGAAGCAUGGGAGCUUAUUGUUGGAAGAAAUUAUUGCAUCGUCAGGAGGUAAGUACAAUCCCAUCAGUACGUUUUCUUCCCACCAAAUCCUUCAAGCCACAAACCACUUCGACUGGAACUACGUAAUCUAUGAAGACAUAUUCUUGUGGUACAAAGCAGUCUCAUCGAUGAUGAGCUGCCAUAAAAACGUUCUCAAGCUUAUAGGGUGUUGUCUAGAGUUUCCUCGUCCGGUUCUCGUGUGUGAAUACCCAGAAAUGGGAGCUCUUACCUAUCGAGGAGGUGCGGGGAUGGUAAUCAAGCCUUUGCCUUGGAAUGUAAGAUUGAAGAUCGCUAAGGAGAUUGCAGUUGCUGUAACUUAUCUUCAUACUGAAUUCCCUAGGACUAUAAUCCAUAGGGAUUUAAAGCUUGAAAAUGUUUUCUUGGACAAGAAUUGGACUGCUAAGCUCUCUUCUUUCGGCCUCAGCAUAUCGAUUCCGGAGGGACAAUCGGGCGUACAAGACAUGGUUUGCGGAACAACAGGCUUUGUGGAGACACAGUAUGCAACAACAGGCUUUGUCACUGAGAAUGUUGACAUCUACAACCUUGGAUUCAUCAUGCUAAGUCUUUUGACAGGAAAGCGUAGAUUGCAUGAAGAACCCGCUAAUGGUGACAUUUAUAAGCUGAUUAUGUUGCCUGAUUAUGUUGGGGAGAUUCUUGAGCGAGGUCCGUUCACUGAACUGAUAGACCCUUCGAUGUUGAAUAGCACAACUGACAAUAUUCCUGAUCAUUUAAGGCUGCAGAUGGAAGCAUUCCUUGAACUUGCUUUGAAAUGUAUUAGAUUCAGACCUGCAGGGGAAAACGUGCUUCGCAUGAUAGACGUUGCAAAAGAGCUCAAGAAGAUAGAAAACCAUACAUGAAGCAAACUCUUCUGGACCUUCUGGUGAGAUUAUAUCUAUCUAUUGUGUUUGUGUAGUCGGUAAUGGAAAAAAUUGUUAUCAUCAUCUUGUUUUCGAGUCUUCUUUCACGUAAUAUGCUGUAUGCAAGGAUUGUUUACAUAGCCACUCCUAUAUAUAAGCAAAAUAAAAAGCUUCUUUUGGAGAUUAGAGAUGCUCCCAUUUUCAGUCA